This is a messenger RNA of Iphiclides podalirius (scarce swallowtail), 330 nucleotides long. NCBI's taxonomy places the organism in Eukaryota, Metazoa, Arthropoda, Insecta, Lepidoptera, Papilionidae. The record is from the annotation of a GenBank genome assembly.
AUGAAAUGUCGGUGGGGGGUGGCCGUGUUCGGUUUCGACAUAUUAUUAACGUGGCCUGAAGUGAUGGCGACCCAGCCAGAAGUCGGUGUGUCCGACUUUGUCCUGCUGGACAAUUUGACUACUGAUACAUUCAUAGAAAAUUUGCAUCUCAGCCAAUGCAACCAAGGUCACAUACGUGACAUAUUCGUAAGAGUGAUCCGUUGUUUCCUCAUGAGGCGAGAGGCAUUGGCGCCGUGUCAAUCCGCUGUGGAGAUUUUCCACAGCGGAUUGGGCCACCGGUAUUUACAUGCCAUCGAGUACAAACACAUGGCGCAAUGGGCAGCGAUGGCC